UUGAUUUUGAAUUGACAGUGUGAUGGAUGAGUUGUCAAAGUUCAUCCUCGAACAGAAAAACUUGAUAUAUGAAGAAAAGAAGAAAUUGAACCUGAUACCAAUUGCCAGCCCACGUAGCGCCGUCUCCAGUGAUGAUGCCAAAGUGAGUUACGAGGUUGACAACUAUUGCGGCUAGGUCUUCUUAUUUGCAUUGUAUUGAAUCCGUUGUUUAUAUACAACAAAGGCUGAAAUGCAGAAACAGCCAGAGUGUAAAUGGAGCAGUGAUGUAUUUGAUGUGUCAGCUUUCAUAAUUCGUCAGAGAAGUUUGAUUUAUGAAGAAAAGAAGAAAUUGUGGAUGGUAGAGAGUGAGAAUCGCACAGCGCUACAUAAUUUAAGAAUUCGCCACCCCGAAUCUUAAAGAUCCGUGGAACAGAGACUUGGCUUCAGGUGCAGUAACAUCUGUUCGAGAGAAAGUGAAAAUCUUCAACAGUCGAAGGUCCAACUUGCAAUACCAGUGUUAAGCAUAAAUUAAAAGCUAUUCUUUCAUUGUUCAUGGAUGCUGAAGUAAUAUAGUAAAAAAAAAACACCAAGAAGAAUAAUUUAGAACAAAAAUCAAAUCAUUGCUGUCACAUUCAUUACUAAGCAGUCAGACCGUAAGAUGGUUCGCUACGGAGAAUAUUCACCCCUGAACCCAACUUGCAGAACAUCUAGCAAGCUGCUUCUGGGGAUUGGGGAGUAUGAUGAAAGGAAGCGCUUAUUAGAAGAAAAAAGGAAGCAGGAACAUAAACAGGUCCGCCCAGCUAGAAAAGAAUACUCCCAACCAUCCAGUAUGCAAAAUUAUAUUGCGCCUGCAGCCCCAAAAUUCUCUUCCUCUGUUGCUGAUAAAUCUGUCCAAGUUGAAUGUGAUGCUGCCAAUGAUCAGAAUAAACUUCGUCGUACAUAUGUUGAUCAGUGUGUACAGGUGACUGAACCACCAGCAGUGGAUAUUCGUGAUGAUCUAUUGAAGGAUGACUAUGGAAUUCCAUACAAAAGCAAUCAAAAAAGAAAAUAUAUCAGUGGACUUCACGAUUUAGAAGUUGCUGCAGGUGAAAAUCUGAGCCUGAAUAUUGAAGACAGUACUGUAAAGAAUUCCAUUGAUUUUAGCAUGCUGAGCCCUAGAGAUAGGAGACUGAUGGAAUUUUGUGGCAGUGGCAGUUAUAACCCAAGCUUUUAUGAGAAGUGGAAGUCUCCUACAAGAACUGUUGCUGAAAAGGAUGCUGGUUUAGCUGCAGAGCACAUAGAUGGCCAUAUGGCUACAGAACAACUAAGAAAGCGAACAUAUCAAGAGGAAUUAAGGAAACAAAUUGAAGAAAAGCGACAACUGGAAGCACAGCAAAGGGAAAAAGAAAGAAGAGAGGAGGAAAUUAUUCUGAAAAGAGUUGAACAGCAGCAACUUAGAAUGAAAUUAGAAUUUGAAAGAGAGCAAGCUCAACGCAGACACAAGGUAGAGAAGCGAAUGCAUCAGUUUGAGUCGUGUAAGUCCAGCAAUGAACAAGACGACUGUACACUUAAAAGUAGCAGAUCAAAUAAUGAGAACCAUGCUAAAUAUGAAAGCUCUUUGCCCACAAAAAUUGAAAAAAUUAAACAUUUGCCUCAGGGAGUGACAGACAAUGCAGAUUUUUCGAAUGAAUAUGACAGCGCUUUUAACAUCAUCGUAGAUAAUAAUAAUGGCAACUAUUUAUCAGUUCUUGAAGUGUGUCAAACACAAGAUAUUUCAAAUAACACUGGAGAUGGAUCGAAGUAUAAAAAAUAUGAAAGACCUUGUUGGACUGAAAGAAACUGUGCUCCUGGUGCUACAGUCAGUGACAUAACACAUGUACCUGACAAUUUAGGCUGUAUCAAACAAAACUCAUCUCAGGAAACAAGUACCGGCCCUUCAGAAACUAGUGUGGAGGAUUCUUGCCAAUUUUCAUUAGCAAAAUUGUCUUUCAAUCCGGAGAUUUCCUCACGUGUAAGAAAGGAUACAGAGACUGCACAAAGGAAACGUCCAGUACCAACUCCAAGAACUAAAUCACUCAGUAGCAGUUCCAGAACUGUCAGUAAUUCUGCAUCCAAGUUACCUAGUGACCAGAGCCAAAUCCACUCUACAGCAGUUACGGCCGAUAAAGAAAAUCUUAAUGAUUCACUACCAAUUCCAAUACUAGAAGAGGCAAAUAGUUUUGGUUAUGAUAGCAGUGAAACUCCAGGUACUGAUAAGGUGAAUAAUGGGGCACUGUUGAGAACUGAAGCCAAAUGGAAGAUUCCUGCUGUUCAAAAGAACAUAAUACAGGCAGGAGACAGUUGUAAAGACAAAUACCAUGGCCGCAUUCUAACCCAACUAGGUGCUUUCAGGAAGCAGUUACAGUUAGACCAACUGAGAAUGGAAGAAAAGGUCAAGAUUGUGAGAACACAGUCUGAUGCUUAAAAGCAAAAUAAAUUUUUGUUUGUUAUGGAAUGCUUUAUUUAUCUUGCACAAAAAAGUUUAAGACCAAAGAAAAAUCCUUUAGUAUGCACUAUAACUACUGAUUUAGAAUUUAAAUAUGCCCCCUAAUGUAAAUGCUUCUACUUCUUUAUGACUGACAGUUGUAAGAUUUUUCAAAAGGCGUAUUUAAAUAGGCCUACUAUUUUGUAUUUCUGGUUCCAUUCUUCCUAUUCCCAUCCUGAGUGAUAUGUUAUUUUAAAUGUGUUUAUGUGUGUUGUUAUAAAUGUAACUGUUAAUGCUGGUUGUUACGCUAAGGCUAUGAGAUAUAUAAUUACUUUGAUAUUAUGACUGUGGAAAUUCUGGUAUGAAAUGAUUGGGCUUGAUUCUUUAAGAUUAUGUGUGAAUGGGAACGGACACAUUGCAUGCAGGUACUUCACUAAUUGUAGUUGUAGAUAAGUAUAGUUCUUGCCUUCAUUGCUUAUGAAAACUAUUACAGUAGUCAACGUGACAGUCAAUUUUUCUUUGUGUUAUUGCAGUCUUCACACUGUAUCUGCGUAUUCAUGUGAUAUUGUCUGCUGAUAGGUGUUCUAGACAACUUUUGCCUGAUAAGAAGUGGUAUUAUCUAAUAUUUCAUAAGAAAUUUUUUCUGUAUUUAUUUCUGUGAUCUCUGCUGAUUUUUGAAGAGACAUUUGGCAAUGUCUUGCACCAAGAAAACUUUUUACUGAAAUUAGUAAAAACUGACAAGGGGCUAAUUAAGUGCAUAGAAUAGUUUUAAAGUGAAUGACCAUCAUUAACAGCAAGGAGUGAUGAUAAAAUUCGGAGUAUUAUACCUUGACCAUGACCAUUUAUCAGUUCAGCCAUACAACUGUGGCACAGGAAUAUUGAAGGAAAUCAGUCUUCUGCACUAUGUUUGUGAGCUCAUAGUACUGCCCCAACCUUUCAUUCAGGAUAUCUGCCUUUUCUGUGGAGGAUAUGAAGUGACAGAAAUUGUGUUUUGUCAUUGUUGUUCUCCUCAUACCUAUGUAGUUACUUGGAGUAUGCUGUCAUUGUGUCCUGCCUUCCACCCUUUUCCACAUUUCUCUUCCUUUUUCUCGUAUUUCAAAGAAGCUGAAUGACAUGGUAUAGUGAUUCAUAUCUGUUAUUAGUGUUCCAGAUACAAAUGAUAUAAAUUUUCUGUCGUUUCCCCAGAUUGCAUAAAUAAAUGACAGCAUGGGUCCUUUGAAAAGGACAUGGCCAAUAUCCUUUCUUAAUAAGAGUUUCUGCUCCAUCUCUUCCUCUGUCUUCCUUUCCUUCAAAGAAAGACAAUUUGAUUCCUAAAUUCAAUGUAUCUCAGCUCUACAGUGACUCCUUAAUUUAAUUUGAGGUCCAGGAUUUCAAUUAUUUAUGUUGAAAUCAUUUAACAGUAUCAGAAAAGUGUCUCUGCAUUUGUGAAUGAUAUAAUGUAGAUUUGUAAUGUAAGUGAAACAUUUUGUGCUGAAAUUCAUUUAAGAGUCCAUUCUGUUAGAAACAUAUACAUAUUACUGUAAACAUUUUCUGUCAAGUGUUUGGAAAUUUUAAAAAUAUGGACAUGCAGUAAAAUAAUAAAUAUGAAGCCACGUGUUAUUUCUGUUCAGGAUGUAAGGUGAUGGACAUUGUUUUGUCAGUGUUGUUCUCCUCAUAUCUAUGAAGUUACUUUGAGUAUGACAAUGUUGUGUCCUAUCUUCCAGUUUGCUAACAUUUCUCACAUUUCUGUUUCUGGUUUGUACCUUUGAAAAAACUUUGCUGGUGAACUGAGGUAUUAUGAUGUGAAAACACACUGGUAUUUGAUAUCUGUUUUCUUGAAAGAUUGGUGUACACCUACCACUUUGUGCCAUUUGUAAUAUUUUUUGUGCAUUGGAUUUACAACAGUCAUCUCAUAAAUAAUUGCUAGGCACUAUGUGUUCUUUGCCAAUUCCUUCAUAUUUUCAAACACUAGUGUUACAAUUUUAGUACAUAUGUGUAUUUGUGGAAAGCUGUGGUGCCCUUACAACAAGAGUUUGUACCUUACACUUUUUCAUUGUUUUGUAUAUAUAAUAAUUAUUAACUACAAAUGAAAUAUAUUUAUAUGACUGUAAGUAGCCCCCUAUUAUUUUAAAUAUGAUGUGUUCUUCCAAACAAG
This is a messenger RNA of Schistocerca serialis cubense, 4556 nucleotides long. RefSeq lists its product as uncharacterized. Lineage: Eukaryota; Metazoa; Arthropoda; Insecta; Orthoptera; Acrididae. Bases 638 to 2422 code for a protein of 594 amino acids. The record is from RefSeq and is a predicted model, not a curated record. The transcript is spliced from 9 exons.